Molecule: messenger RNA, 5533 nt
Organism: Siniperca chuatsi (mandarin fish)
Lineage: Eukaryota; Metazoa; Chordata; Actinopteri; Centrarchiformes; Sinipercidae
Product: dynein axonemal heavy chain 2-like
Exons: 4
Coding region: 1926-2288 (120 amino acids)
Biological process (GO): microtubule-based movement
Cellular component (GO): dynein complex
Molecular function (GO): dynein light intermediate chain binding; dynein intermediate chain binding; minus-end-directed microtubule motor activity
Source: RefSeq, a predicted model, not a curated record
UUUGUGCAUUUUGUUCAUUGGGUCCACUGUAAUAAUAAUGCCCUUUUAAUGAUGUAAAAAAAGAUUCAAUUGAAAUACACUAGUAGUCUUAGAUCCCUCAGAUACAUGUAAUUAUGCCCUACAGUUCCUCUCAGCAGCUCCUCAAUAUUACAUUGAGGACAGUAGGCCGUGUCUCACCAUGAAUCAGUGUGUUAAUGGCUGAUUGACGCUUGGUGUCGAGCAAAUGAGGUCUAGUAAGCUGGGUGAUGCUGAAGCAAAGACCUGAGGCUCGCUGUAAUUGGAAAUGACAGGGUGGAUGCUGUGGCAGAGAGGGUCAGGUGUCUGCACACACACACACACACACGUGGCACACACACAUUUUUCAUUCUUCAUUCUCUCUCUUUCUGGUGUCACACUCACACGCAUGCAUACACACACACACACACACACACACACACACACAUUCUUUCUCACAGAACACCUCUUUCCCUCUGUGUUUUUCUGAUUCACUCACUCACACUCACGGCCUGGUUGUAAUUAGUGGCACAGCGUAGUGGUCACACAUAAUGCUGCUAAUUGGGCUGGCAGGCACCAUUACCCAGAGCUAAUCACCAUUCUCUGGGUGACAAGGCGUCCUGGCCCUCUGACCACUAGCUGCUAGCAGGAUCCAUAUCACAUUGCCAGAGCUCAUGGAGCCCUGCUACACCAAUUAACCAGCUAAACUCACUGACUCACACUGUAGGUCUUGAGCAUACUCUCUUUUACCAUAUUUUAUGUGCUUUUGAAUUGGGUCGUGCUGCUUAAGGCUAGCCAAUGUUCUUACUCAUCUGCCACAUCUAACCAACUGCAGGACGGACUAUCGUACUUCUGAAGGUAUCCUUGAGUAAGACACUCAGCUCAUCCCUACCUGUACCACUUGACAGACUGUGUUCACAGAGCUAUAAUGGGUAUCGGAUUAGAUGUGUGUUUGAUAACAGGAAUCGUUUCCUUCAGUACCCAGGGCUAGUCAACUGUACCAGACUGGUUCUGUGAGUGGCCCAAAGAUGUCCUGCGGGUGUCUUAAGGUUUUAGUGGCUGGUGUUUCCUACCUCAGAAUGACUAGAGUCUCCUCAUCCUCCCUCUGACAUGAUGAGGCCUUUAAGAGCCCUAUGAAAUGCAUCUGGCACAUCAGAGCCUCGAGGCUGGCCAACCUGUAAGUGCAGCAGCCUUUGAAUGGGAGAGAGAGCGAGGGUAGAGGAUUGCUGUCUGAAAUGAAGGCAGUAACGUGAACAUGGCUGAGCAGGAACAGAGAGCUUUUUUCAGCUUUCCACAUCAGGAGGCUUUCAUUUUUGUGCCCAUUAAACAUGACCUGACUUUAAUUGCAUUUGCAAGCCUCUCGACCAGACCAACCCUCAUUUCAAAUUAGGGUUUUGUAGCUUUUCCACAAUGCUUGAUUUAGCUUCAGCUGUCUUGAAAUGUCAGAGAGCAGUAGCCUUCUAUUUUUAUUGUUCUAAUAAUGGUUUAUCAUAAUUUAAUAUGCUCUUUGUGAAUUUCUACAAACAUGUUCAUUUGCUGUGGGAUAGGCUGUGUUGUUUUAACAGUCAGUUUUGGGACUUUCCAUUUGUUAUUUUUACUCAAGUGACCGCCUGAUUUACCACGAUUAGCAGGUAAGUUUCCUGGGCCCUGUUUCCCAACAUCAGUUUAUCUUUGAAAGCAUUUCCACAAACACCAGUCUUUUAAAGAGUCCUGUCCGUGGUGCUGGAAAUAAUGAUGAAAUGAUUUUAAAGUAACUAUACAAGUAAAGUAACAUAUUAUAGUGGAGGUAUUGACCAGCUGGACUUCCAUUUUAAUAUCAGUAGAUUGGUGUUGAUUGCAUCAGUGAUAAUUAUUUCAUUAUUUUAAAGAAGAGCACAUUGUCACUUAUCUGCUUCUCAUCCAUUUAUGUUGUGCUAGGAGUGCUAUGCUACAUGGCUACAUGGACAGGAGGAAUGAUUACAGCAACCACUAACUCUUUCAACAUACAUAUGGGCAUGUACACGUGCAGUGGUCUGUUUGAGGUCCACAAGCUGCUCUUCAGCUUCCAGAUGUGUGCCAAUUCAACAUGGAUGAGUCCAGCUUUCUCUCUCCAAGGAGGACUCGUUGUGGAGGAAUCCACCUGCAGGACUCCUCUGAUCUUUGUUCUGUCUCCUGGGGUGGACCCCACAGGAGCCCUGCUGCAGCUGGCUGAGGCCUCUGGCAUGAGCAAGCACUUCCACGCUCUCUCUCUGGGCCAGGGACAGGCCCCCAUCGCCAAGCGCAUGACAGAGGAGGGCGUCAAGAACGAUGGAUAACAGUCAUAACGGCCUGGGUACAAGUGGCACACAACCAACUGCCAACUUCAUAGCUACAACCACAUAAAAAUUUUAUUGUCGUUUACUGUUAUGUUACUGUAUUUUCUAACAGAACAAUAAUUCUAAAUAAAUUGUUUUUAAUGAAAUAUGCUUCUGCUGAAAGUCAGCAUACAGACAUUGACAAAGUUAGGGUUUGGUCAUCCCACUAAAACCACACACAAAUUCCUUACUCUGCACUGCUUAGACCUCAUGUUACUCAAAAACAUGCAUGAAAAUAGGCAGGAGUGGUGGCCCGUGUUUCAGACAUGUACCUUAUCAAAGCAGCGUCCCCGGUUUGAUACUGGUUGUAUUUGUUGUACCUCUCUCUUGCUCCCCAUGCUUCCUCUCUGUAUUUUUCAUCCGUUAUUCAUCUGGUAUGUGUAUAUUAGACGUCAUUUAAGCACCAGGAGAGUUCCAAACUAAGACCAGUCACCUCUCUCUCUCCUGGAUGCCUGAGUUGGACAAGCUGGUGGAUCAGCAAUAGGUGCAAAAGCCCCACUGAAACUUCAGCUCUUCGCCAGUGGACUUCAAGUGUCCACAAACCAUUAUACUUACAUGUGUUCUAUUGUCUCCCCCAAAAAAACCCAUAUGAACAUAUGAAAAUAUAAACUGAAACAUGUACAUUUAUGGAAGACAGAAAAGCAGUCCCAAACAAAGCUACCCCCAUAGUGUUAACACUGCCCCUUUUCAAGCCAACAUGAAUGAACAUGACCGUCUCCUUGUAUUUGUUUUUUUCACCACAUCCUGCUGGAAAGGAAGACUUUUUUGCAGCUGGGCUGGAACAUUGUCAAUGUCCUCAACGAUUCUGACUUUAAGGUCAGAGCCUCAUCUGAUACUGAAGGAAACAGUUAAACAGUGACAGUUAUUGGCAGAUGUGCCAUCGGAUGGACUGCCAUCUUUUCUGGUCUGCGCAGUGAAGAUGUUGGAGGUGACAACUACUGAAUGAUCAAGUGGCAAUGACUAUGAUGUGGUUGGGGUUAUGGCAGUGAUGACUGAGUAGAAUUUCUUCAUGGCUGAUGCUUUCUUUGUCAGUAAUCUGCUCUAAAACACAAAUAUAGACUUAACUCAACCAGAAAGACCAUUUAUACCCUGUCAGAGUGAGGGCCAAUUAGACUAAUGAAUAAUGACAUGAAUCUUGCUCAAAUGUAUGAGACUGAAUCCUAUCUGUCUACUUGCCCUUGGUCUGUAUCUUACAUUUUAAAGUCAGUCUGUUAAGAUCAUGGUCUUGAUGCCCCUGUAGGUGAAUGAGAGUCUGCUGAGUCUGUACCUGGAUGAGUAUGAGGAGAUUCCCUGGGAUGCACUGAAGUACCUCAUUGCUGGGGUCAACUAUGAAGGUCAUGUCACAGAAGACAGAUGUCUUCUAACCACAUACUGUAUAUUAAUGACUACUUCUGUGACGCUGCCAUAAACCAGCCCUUAUUCAAGUAAGAAACACAAACGCACACACAUUUAUUCUACCACAGUUUAUUGUAUAUGGGCAUAAUGUAAUUUGUAUAUUUAUGUGAUACUACAAUCAGUCCCUCUUCAAGUCAGCAAAUAUGGGCACACAUGUAGACAUACACAGUUACAUGUGAAGAAAUUAUGAACUGUGCCUUCAGAAUGAAACUAUGCUACAAUAUAAAUAUUACAGUAUAUAUAAAACCCAGUAAAAAGGUACUAUAUUUAAAAUGCACACUGCUUUACUUUAAAUAAAUGAAAGUAUGUAUUGUGUCCAAAUACAUAUAGUGCACUGGCGUAAAAACACGUUUUUUUUCUGAGGAAGCGCACUGCGGCUGCAGUCAGCUGGCUACUUCAGCUCCCUGCUGAAGCGCAGAUGGUCGCAGUGUGCCAGCACCACCAAGUGGACAAUCAGAUUAUUACAGUCUGGGAAAUAUAGACACAGUGGCACCCUGAUGAACACUGACAGGAACACUUAGUCCUUGCUUUUUUUCAUUUAAUCACUUAGACAAAUGCACACAGGCACCCAUGUCCACUCACUUAAUUUCUAACCAACCACUCUCAGAAGACUUAAGGCUGGGGCAUGCUGGUGGUAGAACAGAUAAAAUGCUGUUUGUUAUUUACAAAAAAAAACCAGCUGAAUGAAGUCUUCAGGAUUUUUUGCUGUCACUUCAUCCAGCUGUAAUGACAUGAUUAAGAUGUGAAGCCAUAUGAAUAACUCCUAAAACAUUACAAACCUCAUAAUGCACACCAUGCAAUUUAGAUGGAACUAGUGGCAACUAGUUAUUAAUUUGACUUACUUGUUUUUUAUAUAUUUUUUUUUUUCAUUCUUCUGUAUUAUGUAUUUUUGCCAGAACAAAAUAAAUAAUAAAAUAAAAUAUGAAGAUUCUCAGUCAUCCAGGUGAAAGGAUAUCUUGAUCCAAAAAUAUAUUAAUGUCAUCCACAAAUUCUUCAUGCGUCACAGGUUUUUUUGCUGCUAACUAGCUACAUUGGCCAAGGAGGAUGUAGACAACCCACUACAACACAAUACGUUACCAGUGGCUUUUUUCACCUACAGGGGUUCUUUACCUGGAGAGCGUUACACAUGCACAGGUUCAUACUAUCUACUUUUUAGCUGCAAAAAGUGUGUGUCUGCAUAUAACAGAAUUUGCAAGUGCAUGGGUGUCUGUGUUCUGGUAGGGAUUACCAUCUCUUGCCUUUGUGUGUUAAAGGCUGAACUUUUGUGUUUUAUUAAUGGGUAAUGAAGAAGCUGUGGCCAAUAUCAAAUUGGAACUUUGCAAAUAUAUACUUGUGUAUUUAGUUAAGUGUAAAGUUCGAAAUGUUUGAAAGUUAUCCUUGGAGGUGUGUGUCCUACAUGCUGUCAAGUAAGGUAAGAAAUCUGAAGAUUGAUGGAAUACUUAAAGAUCGGUUUACAUAAAUAAAUAUAAACAACAUUAAUAAUCCAGGAAAUGUGGAAUAGUGUUGGAUAUGUGAAUGUGUCUCUGAGAACUGCCAACCAUAGUGGCAUAGACCAUAUGCUCUAUUUCUGCUUUAACUUUUUCCUUUAUACCAAAACCAUUAACGAAUCACUGUACAAUUCCAGUAGAUCCAGAUAAGAUCCAAAUUUCCACUAUAAAUGGGGGUUAUGAUGACAGAUUGCCAGCUGAAACAAUGUGUUUGUGUUAGUUUGUGUUGGUUGAACUGGAGAAGAGAAGGGAUCAAAGGCUUAGUGGUGAUGGCAUCCAGUUUGGAGGAGACCUUCCACUACAUCUAUGAAGCUCGUCUAUCAA